This is a messenger RNA of Jaculus jaculus (lesser Egyptian jerboa), 1404 nucleotides long. Its product is annotated as ATP-dependent (S)-NAD(P)H-hydrate dehydratase-like. Lineage: Eukaryota; Metazoa; Chordata; Mammalia; Rodentia; Dipodidae. The record is from RefSeq and is a predicted model, not a curated record. Gene Ontology annotation, molecular function: ATP-dependent NAD(P)H-hydrate dehydratase activity. Gene Ontology annotation, biological process: metabolite repair.
AUGCUGGCCGCCGAGCCUCCCAAGGGCCGCCGCCACCUGCCCGGCCGCCAGCUGGGAAUGCGCCGCCCGCGCCCCUGCGCGCUGUUUAUUAAUAACCAGAGCCGCGCGGGCCCCGCGCAGGCAGCGGGCAGCGCCGGGAGGGCAGGCCCCGCGUUCACCUCGUCCCGACCGGCCUGUCCCGGACUCGAGGCGGCGUCACGCUGGCUGCCCGCGGGCGAGGUAAGCUCCCUGGCCACCCGCGCCCGCGGGGCCGAGGUGGUGGGCGCAGGCGCGGUGGCGCUGCUCGCCGUCGCUAUCGCGUUCUCUGGCUCGCCUCUGCCAGAAGUUCUACAAAGGACAUUUUCUCUACAUAAAACGCAUUCUCUAAAGGACAUGGAGCAUUACGUUAAUCUGGUGAGGAAUAUUGUACCUGCUCCUUCUGCAAAGAAGCACAAAGGACAAGAUGGGAGAAUAGGCGUCGUCGGGGGCUGUCAAGAGUACACGGGAGCCCCAUACUUUGCAGCCAUCUCGGCUCUCAAAGCGGGUGCAGAUUUGGUCCACGUGUUCUGUGCCAGGGAGGCCACUCCUGUGAUCAAGUCCUACAGUCCGGAGCUGAUCGUCCACCCGAUCCUUGACAGCCGUGAUGCUGCUCAGGAGGUGGAGAAGUGGCUCCCUAGACUGCACUCCCUUGUCGUGGGACCCGGCCUAGGUAGAGACGACCUCCUUCUCAACAGUGUCGGGGGUAUUCUGGAAGUGUCCAAGGCCAGGGGUCUCCCUGUCGUCAUUGACGCGGACGGCCUGUGGCUGGUGGCUCAGCAGCCAACCCUCAUCCAAGGGUACCAGAAGGCUGUUCUCUUCUCCAACCACAUUGAGGUCAGCAGGCUCUGGGAAGCUGUGAUCAGGGAUCCUAUGGACACCAAAGAUGACAGCGGAUGUGUACUGAGACUCAGCCAGGCCCUGGGGAAUGUGACCGUGGUCCGGAAAGGAGAGCAGGACCUGAUGUCUGACGGCCAGCAGGUUCUCGUGUGCAACCAGAAAGGCAGUAGCCGCAGGUGCGGUGGGCAAGGAGACCUCUUGUCAGGCUCCCUUGGUGUCAUGGCACACUGGGCGCUCCUUGCUGGACCUGAGAGAACAGACAGCAUCAGCCCACUCCUGGUAGCUGCCUGGGGCGCUUGCACGCUUACCAGAGAGUGCAACCAGCAAGCCUUCCAGAAGCACGGCCGCUCCACCACCACCAGCGACAUGAUCACUGAGGUGGGCGCUGCCUUCAGUAAGCUCUUCCAUACCUGAGCCCGCGGUGAACAGCGAGCACCGCCCACAGGAACCCGCACCCUCCACAGCACGGGCUGCUGCCAGGCUUAGCUUUAGCUUAAACUGGCUGAUGUAAAGCAAGUCUUGUCUUGACUAAAAUACAUUUGAGCUGUA